CCAAUACACACCAUAACCUGUCCGACUACGAGAAGAGCAAAAGGCCAAAAACCCGUUCACAGAAAAAUAAACAAAGUAAAUAAAGAAUGAGAGAGAAAGAACCAUCUCGAGCAUAGAGAGAGAGAGAGAGAGAGAGAGAGAGAAAAAAAAUAAUGGAAAGGGGUGAGAAAAGUGGGGAAGGGGGAGCGGAAAAGGAAGAAAAUUUGGGAGAAAAGUUGAGAAGAGGGGUAGUAUUGAUAGGGAAAAGAGGGGGCCCAUGUACUCCAGUGCGCUCUUGGAGACUUUGGGCUCCUCCUGCCCAUGACACCAUCAUUAAGAGCUACCCUCCCUCUGCUAGAAAGCUUGCCGCGGCUCUCUGGGAGUUCCAAUACCUUUAUUUUCCAACAUCUAAAAUGCACCGGGGCGUCAGUAAUGGUGGUCCUCUUCCUGACUCCAGGCUGCGCCGCCACCAACACCGCCACUAUAAUAAGCCGAGCAAGGACAAAGGUCUUGACCUUUCCCACUUUUUGGCUGACAAUACUCCUAGUUCUCCUGACCAGCCAGGGAGUGCAAGCAGUUUGAGGCGGCAUAUUGCUGCAUCACUGAUGCAACAUCAUCGAGCCAUUGGAAGGAACAAUCAUACCUUGCAGCCUUUAUCUCCCGCGAGUUAUGGUAGUUCCAUGGAGGUGGCACCUUACAACCCUGCAGUCACUCCUAGCAGUUCAUUGGAUUUUAAGGGAAGGGAAGGUGAAUCACAGUAUAAUCUUAAAACAUCUACUGAACUGCUCAAAGUGUUAAAUCGGAUCUGGAGCUUGGAAGAACAGCAUGUGUCUAAUAUGUCAUUUAUAAAAGCAUUGAAAAUGGAGCUGGACCAAUCCCGUCUCAAAAUCAAAGAGUUGAUGCGAGAUAGGCAAGCUGGUCGACAUGAGAUGGAUGAUUUGAUGAAGCAAAUUGCAGAAGAUAAACUAGUUAGGAAGAGUAAGGAACAGGAAAGGAUCCAUGCUGCAGUUCAGUCCGUAAGAGAUGAGCUAGAAGAUGAGAGGAAGUUAAGGAAAAGAUCAGAGAGUCUUCAUAGAAAGUUGGCUCGGGAGCUUUCUGAGGUGAAAUCUUCUAUUUCUACCGCUCUCAAAGAGCUGGAAAGAGAGAAAAAAUCUAGGACAUUAUUGGAACACCUCUGCGACGAGUUUGCUUGGGAAAUUAAAGGCUAUGAACAAGAGGUGCAUGCUUUAAAACAGAAAUCAGACAAGGAUUGGGCUGGAAGGGCUGACCGUGAUCGUCUGAUUCUCCAUCUAUCUGAAUCAUGGCUUGAUGAACGAAUGCAGAUGCAACUAGAAGCUCAACAUGGCUUUACAGAAAAGAAAACAAUAGUGGACAAGUUAUGCGUUGAAAUAGAAACCUUUCUUCAAGCUAAACGCCUGGAUAACUCUAAGAGUAUGGAAAAUCCACUUCCAAGGGAUCGUCGCAAGUCACUUGAAUCUGUCCCUUUGAAUGAGGCUCUGAGCGCACCUCAGGACCUGGGUGAUGAAGAAGAUUCUUUAGGCAGUGAUUCCCAUUGUUUUGAGCUGAACAAGCCAAGCAAAAAUGACUUAAAAACGCAUGAGGAUGAAGCUUUAGGUGGUCAUAUUGAUGAAGCAGUGAAAUCAAAUGAAAUGAAGAAAAAACACCUCUCUCAUGAACGGUUACAAAGCCGCACUCCAUCCAGCUUGCAAGUUAAGUUUGAAGAACAGAUGGCUUGGGCUAUGUCAUGUAAUGGAAAUAAGAAGUCCCUGGAAGUGGAUUCAGAACAAGGUAGAACUACAGAAGGGAAGCCAAUUGAUGUAAGCAUAUCGCAAAAGUCUGAACUUUGCGAAGCCGCUGAAGACAACAGUUACCAAAAUAGAAAUAAACCCGAUGAAAGUCAUGAGACAAAUCCAAAUUUCAUGGUUGAUAACCUAAUAAGAAGUCAACUCUCAUUGUUGGAUGGUGGGAACUUAAAUAUUGACAGUACUUAUGGGGAGGCUUCUUGCAGUAACUCUGGAUGGAGGAAUCAGGUAAGUCCAGUACGACAAUGGAUGGAAAAACUUGCAUCUCCUGAUCUUGAUGCCCCCCAGCCUUCUUCAAAAUUGCCGCCGGGCUUAAAGGAGAAUACUUUGAAAGCAAAGCUUCUUGAAGCAAGGUCAAAGGGUCCACGCGCACGUUUAAAAACCUUCAAACUCUUCUCGUAGGCUUCCGAGAUUUACUCACUGGCUUAACGGUUUGAAAGGUUCUAAAGCUUCCUAUUUGGGAGUAUGGGAUUGGAUGGGUCUGCCUCGGUGGUUGGGAAUUUGUGAAUAUUGGCUACUAUACUUUAUCUGAUUUUGAGUCUCACCUUGUUAUUGAUCAUAGUUCCGUCUUCUCUGGUGUAGUUUUGUAAUUCAAGUCUGUAUAUGAGUGUAAUGUUACUAUAGAGCUACAUGUCAGAAUUUCCAGACCCAUUACAAAUUUGAGUAAUUACUUUCAGCCUUUAUUCACUCAU
Molecule: messenger RNA, 2473 nt
Organism: Juglans regia (Persian walnut)
Lineage: Eukaryota; Viridiplantae; Streptophyta; Magnoliopsida; Fagales; Juglandaceae
Exons: 3
Coding region: 153-2183 (676 amino acids)
Source: RefSeq, a predicted model, not a curated record